GUUGAAUAAUAAAUAAAGAUAUUGGGAAUAUGGGAAGUAGUCUAGGGAAGACAGCUGGAAGUGGAAGUGAAGGACAGGAGACUUGUAUUUUUAAGAAGUUGGCCCCAGUGGUAGGAUUCGCUCUUGGAGCUGGUCUAGUAGUCUAUUAUAUGAGAAGAAAAGAAAGCAUAGAGCAAGACAAUUCAAAAGGAUUCAAGCCUAGCAUGAGUGGGUUUUUGCAAACAUGCGAAAGAGAUGAAAGUGAUUGCUUCCAAAUGAAACUCACUGAGAAAAUAGUCCUGAAUCAUGACAGCUAUAUUUUUAGAUUUGGAUUUCCCGAUAAAGAACAGGAGUUUGGACUCGAACUCGGAGGUCAUAUCUUAUUCUAUGCUGAUUGUCCAGAUCCAGAGAAUGGGAAUGAAGUGUCUGAGGUCAAGAGAAAAUACACUCCUAUCUCUGGUCUAGACCAGAAAGGAUACGUAGACUUCCUUGUGAAGAUUUACAGAGCUGGAGAUCACCCGAAGUUCCCAAAUGGAGGAAGAAUGACCAGAUAUCUUGAAGGCUUGGAGGUUGGGGAUUCGGUCAAGAUGAGAGGACCAGUUUCCAAGAAAGUUUACAAAGGAGACUGUAACUGGAUUCUUUCAGGGGAACCACACAAAAUGACUCAUCUUGGAGGUGUUCUUGGAGGGUCUGGAAUUACUCCAUUUUUCCAAUACAUGAAAGCUGUUGUUGACAACAAAGAUCCAUUGAAAAUCUCUAUAGUGUACGGAAAUAAGACUGAGAAGGAUAUUUUACUUAAAGAUGAACUCGAUGAACUCCAGAAACAAUAUCCUGAGAAUAUCAAGAUCCAUUACAUCAUUGACAAACCAGAAGACCCUGAAAAUUGGGAUUCUGAUGUUGGAUACAUCACAAGAGAGAUCUUGGAGGAGCAUUUGCCUCCUCCAGGUCCAGAGACCAUGGUAAUCCCAAUUGGGCCAAAACCAAUGAAUAAGCUGACUCGUGAGCUUCUUCAUGAUUACACUUUCUACUAA
Molecule: messenger RNA, 1010 nt
Organism: Moneuplotes crassus
Lineage: Eukaryota; Ciliophora; Spirotrichea; Euplotida; Euplotidae
Source: the annotation of a GenBank genome assembly